Schistosoma haematobium is the source of this 1633-nucleotide messenger RNA. RefSeq names its product peroxiredoxin, variant 4. The transcript has 3 exons. The record is from RefSeq and is a predicted model, not a curated record. Gene Ontology annotation, cellular component: mitochondrion; cytosol. Gene Ontology annotation, molecular function: thioredoxin peroxidase activity. Lineage: Eukaryota; Metazoa; Platyhelminthes; Trematoda; Strigeidida; Schistosomatidae. Gene Ontology annotation, biological process: cellular response to stress; hydrogen peroxide catabolic process; response to oxidative stress. Bases 75 to 434 code for a protein of 119 amino acids.
GUCAGUGGACAAAACCUCUGCAGCGUUGAGUCGUCGUUGAGUCUGUACUACAUAUUACGUCGUGACGUUCGAAAAUGUUACUUCAAGUUUUAAUUAAAGGUGCUCUGCGAUACAACCGAUCUCCUGUCUCAAACUUAUGUCGUCAUUAUGCAGCUCAUGUACAGCGUCCGGCUCCUGACUUUUGUGGAACGGCAGUGGUGGAUGGCCAAUUUAAAGAAAUAAAACUGAGAGAUUAUGCUGGCAAAUACUUAGUUCUCUUUUUCUAUCCUUUGGAUUUUACUUUUGUGUGUCCAACUGAGUUAACUGCAUUUUCUGAUCGAAUUGAUGAGUUCAAAAAUGAAGGAGUUGAAGUCGUUGGCGUUUCAACUGAUUCACAUUUCAGUCAUCUCGCUUGGAUAAAUACUCCACGUAAAGUAGGACUAUUUUGUUCUUGACUAGUAAAUUUACCAUAAUUGAUGAAAUUACGAGCGGUUGGUGUGAGCUACUUUAAUGAGUAAUUCUAAUACAGAUUAAUUCAAGCUGGACGUUGAUUUACAUUAGUUCUGAUCAUAGAAUUAAGCUAGUUUAAAGUAUUGUGAAAGAUAUUUGUAUUAGUUUCUUAUGUAUUUCUUUUCACAACAGAUUAUUCUCUUGGGUUCUGAAGGAUAGUAUGUUCCUAAAACACAGUUCAGUCUUUCCAUGCCUAGAGUGUAUUAACUUUCCGAUUAAUUCAUGCAGUAUAUGAUAAACAGUGAUCACAAUGUAAAGUUGUAAGUAAUUCAUCCUAAGGCUAAGACACUAUAUUCAUUUUCUGUACAGUUUGGGAGGACAGACCGACUCAUGGUGAUGACUCAUGAAUUGUAUUCUGUGUAGAAAAAACCCAGGUUGUAUGCGUGUAAAACUCGAAUAGUGUUACACAAAUGAGCUCAUCUUCAGCAAUCAGUUUUAGUUUGUGAUAUAUCCCCGUUACUUGGUUUAUUCAGUCAGUCAGAAACAACGUAGAACUUCGUACGUACGUACAUCAGUUUAUUCAGUGCAUUCUUAACUAGAUCUACAAAUAUCACCUACUGUAAGGUUUUCUAGGUUGUCAUAAUUCCUAUCCAUCCGUGAUUUUUAAAACUGUCUUACUGUUUCUUUUAAUCAGGAAGGUGGUUUAGGCUGUCUACGCUAUCCACUCUUGGCAGACUAUCAAAAACAAAUUACGCGUGAUUAUGGGGUCCUUCAAGAAGAGUUAGGUGUUGCCCUUCGCGGCUUAUUUAUAAUUAAUCCUGAUGGUAUAGUCCGCCAGAUUACUAUUAACGAUCUUCCUGUUGGAAGAUCUGUUGACGAAGUUUUGAGAUUGGUUAGAGCCUUCCAGUUUACAGAUAAACAUGGUGAAGUUUGCCCAGCAGGUUGGCAACCAAAAGGUCCAACAAUAAAGCCAGAUCUGAAAAAGUACAAGGAGUAUUUUCAUAAGGUUAAUUAAAUGUAUCAUUGUUCCCUGUGAAGUCAAAUUUAAACCUGAUACAGACAUGUAUUAAUACACGUUGGUUCAUAUUCAGAAUAUUAUACAUAGUACACUGGUAUUCAUUAUGUAGCAACAGUGUUUACGAACUCAUUUUCUGUUUUCUGUAAUUUUCUUGAUUAUAUCAAAUACAAAUAUUAAGAAGCACCA